AUGGCGCCUCCUACAUCAAACACAGCCCCUGUGGGCAGCGGGGAGUCGGCGCGGCCCGCUGCCAAGCCCUCGGCCGUGCACAUGCCUUCCAAAGAGCAGCUCGAAGCCAACUACAAGAUCGCCGCCACGGCCGCGGCUGGCACGCUGCACCGCGAGGUUGCCGACGCACAGUCGACGGACAUCUUGUGGGCGCUGGUGGCGCUGCGCUGGAUUGGCGCCUUUACUGUGCGCACGUUCUUCCAGCCGGACGAGUACUUCCAGGCCCUGGAGCCGGCGUGGCAGCUGGCCCAUGGCCCGGCGAGCGGCGCGUGGAUCACCUGGGAAUGGAAGCACCGGCUGCGCGCGUCGCUGCACCCGGUUCUCUUUGCGGGUGUCUAUGCCGGCCUUGAGUACGUGCUCGGCCUCAUCCACCUUGUCGGACCCCUGCGUGCCUAUGUUGUGGUGGUUGCUCCUGGUCUCGUUCAGGCCGUUUUUACCGCGACCACCGACUUCUACGUGUGGCGCCUCGCCAGCCAGCUGUACGGCCGUGGACACAACGCGGCAUGGGCUGCCUUUUGGCUCUCCGUGGCCAGCCCGUGGCAAUUUUACUGUGGUGCACGCACGUUCAGCAACGGCCUCGAGACCACGCUGACCGCUGCCGCUCUCUCCUUUUGGCCAUGGCAGCUGCUGGCCGGUGCCGUGAGCGACAAGCCCGUGAGCGAACUGUUCACCAAUGGCGGCAUCCGUCGUCUCCGUCUCUCGCUCGUCCUCGCCGCGACCGCCGUCGUUUUGCGGCCAACGAACGUUCUCAUCUGGUUGGCCUUGAUCACCGUCACUGUGACGCGCCUGACGUUGGACGGCGGCUCCACGUUCCUGGGUGCCGGCGUGGUUGGCCGUCUGCUCUUGGAGGCAAUUGGUUCCGGCAGUCUCGUGUUGGGCGUGUCGGCCCUGUCCGAUCGUCUCUUCUACGGGGCCUGGACGUUCCCGGCAUUCACAUUCCUCGACAUCAAUCUGACACAGGACGUUGCCAUUUUCUACGGCAGCAACCCCUGGCACUAUUACUUGUCGCAGGGCCUGCCCUUGCUCACCACCACUGCACUUCCCUUUGCGCUCUACGGAUUGUACGAUUCGCUUGUUGCGGUUCCUGCGACCAAAUCAACCUCGGCCAAGGCCGUCAACGCCGCCGACGGUGCGAGUGUGGACCCCACCCGCCGCGCCAAUGCACGCAAAGCGCUCUCGUUUGCCGUCGUGGCUACCGUGUCGUCGCUGUCGCUCGUCGCUCACAAGGAGGUGCGCUUCAUCUACCCACUUCUGCCGGUCCUGCUGGUGCUGGCUGCGCCGCAUGCUGCCGCAUUCUACUCCACGGUCGUCGCCACGACACCCAAAACCGCCGCCGAGGCCACGACUACCACGACGCUGCGCCACAAGCGCGUGCUCUGGGGCGCCCUGGCCGUCAACGGCCUUCUGGCCGGCUACCUGUCGCUCCUCCACCGGCCCGCGCCCUUGUCGGUGCUGACCUUCUUGCGCACCGAGUACGAGCGCAUCCACCACGACUGGCUCGAGAUCCCGCCCGGCGAGCUGCCGUCGUACGACGUAUACCCCGACUCUUUUGUCUCGGCAGCCUCUGCGUCGACAGCUUCCGAGGGUGACGGCGACGAGCUGUUUGCGCUGUUCCUGACGCCCUGCCACUCGACACCCUGGCGCUCCCACCUGGUGUACCCCGGCCUGCGCGCCCGUGCGCUGACCUGCGAGCCGCCCCUGGACACGGCGCCCAAGUCGGCGGAGCGCGCCGUGUACCUGGACGAGGCGGACCGGUUUUACGCGCCGAUCAAGGUCGAGGGUGCCAGCCUGGAGGAGCAGAGCCAGUUUCUGUCCACCGAGCUGUGGCCGCUGACGAAGGAGGCAGGCAGAAAGGGGGCGGCCCGCAGCGGUGAGAUCCCGCGGUACAUUGUCGGGUUCGAGGGCAUCGAAGGCCUGCUGAACCACUUCUUCGCAUCCGAGGACCCACUGACGGGCGGUGCGGGCCUGGGCGUGCGGACGCCGCUGCACCGUGCGUGGGUCGGAUGGAACGGGUUCUUCAACGAGGACGCUCGCCGGUCUGGCUCGCUGAUUGUGUGGGACACGGGCGUGUAUAGCAACGCGAGCCAUCCAGACUCCGAGCGUACGUACGACGAGAUGUUCCGGCCGCAGAAGCUCAUUUAA
Molecule: messenger RNA, 2181 nt
Organism: Sporothrix brasiliensis 5110
Lineage: Eukaryota; Fungi; Ascomycota; Sordariomycetes; Ophiostomatales; Ophiostomataceae
Product: phosphatidylinositol glycan, class B
Exons: 1
Coding region: 1-2181 (726 amino acids)
Biological process (GO): GPI anchor biosynthetic process
Cellular component (GO): endoplasmic reticulum membrane
Molecular function (GO): alpha-1,2-mannosyltransferase activity
Source: RefSeq, a predicted model, not a curated record